Molecule: messenger RNA, 596 nt
Organism: Vitis riparia (riverbank grape)
Lineage: Eukaryota; Viridiplantae; Streptophyta; Magnoliopsida; Vitales; Vitaceae
Product: FH protein interacting protein FIP2-like
Exons: 3
Coding region: 21-266 (81 amino acids)
Source: RefSeq, a predicted model, not a curated record
AACAAAAUUGGUUGACUAGAAUGCUUGAGGGUUGUCAGGAUGUAUUAAUUGGUUUGCCCUUAAUUUUUCAGACUGCUGAUCUUACCAAUGCCAACUUAGAAGGAGCUAAUCUGGAAGGAGCAAAUCUAAAGGGUGCAAAGUUGAGUAAGGCCAAUUUGAAGGGUGCAAACCUUCAACGAGCUUACCUACGGCAGGUCAAUCUUCGUGAUGCAUCUAUGGAAGGCGCAAAGCUCAAUGGUGCAAAUAUGAUGGGAGCAAUCAGAUGACGUUGAAAUGAGAUUGGAGCCGGAGCCGGAGCCGGAGCCAUAAAAUUUGAUAAGAGGUUAAUAACACUACUCUUGUGAAUAAACCUAUUUCCCUACUUGCGCUUUCCCUCUCUCUUAUUUGUGUGUGGCCCUUGGGGUAAAUCUGGACCAACAGCCCCCUUAUAUGUUAAUAGUGUGUAAUAAUGAUUAUAGGUGUUGGGUAUUUUCUAAUGAUUUACAACCAGACCCACCAGCGCAUAUUAAGGAAAAUUGAAAAUGGAAUGACAAGGGUGUCAUCCUAAUAAUUAUCCACAGUGGCAACGAAAUAAAAGACCUAUUACUUUUACUUUC